This is a messenger RNA of Laccaria bicolor S238N-H82, 3042 nucleotides long. RefSeq names its product Ca-transporting ATPase. Gene Ontology annotation, molecular function: P-type calcium transporter activity; ATP binding; ATP hydrolysis activity. The transcript has 11 exons. Lineage: Eukaryota; Fungi; Basidiomycota; Agaricomycetes; Agaricales; Hydnangiaceae. Bases 1 to 2991 code for a protein of 996 amino acids. Gene Ontology annotation, biological process: intracellular calcium ion homeostasis; calcium ion transmembrane transport. The record is from RefSeq and is a predicted model, not a curated record. Gene Ontology annotation, cellular component: membrane.
AUGGAAGCUCCUUGGACUAGGACUCCGGAGGAGAUCUUACAACACUACGGCGUAGACCCUCAGCGAGGGCUCACCUCUGAUCAAGCUUCUAAACACGCUGAACUGUAUGGAAAAAAUGUCUUACCGGAGGACCCUGCAACCCCUCUAUGGGAACUUAUACUUGAGCAGUUCAAGGACCAACUUGUCCUUAUUUUGCUCGCGUCGGCGGUAGUUUCCUUCGUAUUGGCUCUACUAGAAACCUCUGAGGACUCUUCUAUUGGAGGCGCGUUUGUGGAACCCCUCGUUAUCCUUCUUAUUUUGAUUGCGAACGCAACUGUCGGUGUCGUUCAAGAAUCGGGUGCGGAAAAAGCUAUUGAUGCAUUGAAGGAAUAUUCCCCAGACGAAGCCAAAGUCAUUCGCUCUAGCCAACUGGCUCGGAUUCAUGCCUCGGAGCUCGUUCCAGGUGACAUCAUUUCUGUCGCAGUAGGGGACAAAAUUCCUGCGGACUGUCGUCUUGUCUCCAUCUCUUCCAGCAGUUUUAGAAUCGAUCAAGCCAUCCUGACGGGAGAAAGUACAAGUGUGCACAAAUCGGUGGACGUCGUCUCUGGUGAGAAGGUCGUGAAACAAGAUAUGACUAAUAUUCUUUUCUGUGGGACAACUGUGGUCAAUGGCAACGCGAAAGCUAUCGUUGUAUACACGGGAGAAGACACGGCUAUUGGUGACAUUCACAAAUCUAUUACCUCACAAAUUUCCGAGAAAACGCCAUUGAAAAGGAAACUUGAUGACUUUGGAGACAUGCUUGCAAAGGUUAUUACCGUCAUCUGCAUCCUCGUCUGGCUUGUCAAUAUUCGUCAUUUUUGGGACCCUUCACAUCACGGAGUUCUCAAGGGAGCAAUCUACUAUUUCAAAAUCGCUGUCGCGCUCGCUGUUGCUGCUAUUCCGGAGGGUUUGGCCGCUGUCAUUACUGCAUGUCUCGCUCUAGGCACGAAGAAAAUGGCACAGAAGAAUGCUAUCGUCCGAAACCUUCCUAGCGUCGAGACACUGGGUUGUACCAAUGUUAUCUGCUCUGACAAGACCGGCACCCUCACAACCAAUCAAAUGAGUGUUUCGCGCUUUUUGGUUGUUGAUGCCAGCACUGGCGCACCCCGCGAGUACCAUGUAGAAGGUACCACCUUCGCGCCAUACGGGUCGAUCACCUGUGAUGGUGGCAAGGAGGCCUCCGCUGAACUCAAGUCGGAGCCCAUCCAACGUUUGGCAGAAAUCGCCUCGCUGUGCAAUGAUGCCAAGGUUGUAUACAAUCAGGAUAAGGAAACCUAUACCAAUGUCGGGGAACCAACCGAGGCUGCCCUGAAAGUUCUGGCAGAGAAGAUUGGAUGCCGCAACGCUGAACUGACUAAAUCCCUUGCAUCUCUUUCACCAGCGGUUCGUGCCAAUGCCGUCAACGAAUAUUUUGAGCAAACAAUACCCCGCCUCCUUACGUUUGAGUUUUCCCGUGAUCGGAAGAUGAUGUCCGUCCUCGUCAAACUCAACGAAUCGGGUUCCCUCUUUGUCAAAGGCGCGCCAGAGUCGGUUUUGGAUCGGUGCAACUCAGUCCUUGUCAACGGCAAGACGAUUCCGCUGACUCCCGCUCUACGUGCUACUCUCCUCGACCGCACAGUGUCCUAUGGUUCCAAUGGUCUACGUACCCUCGCUCUCGCAUACCGCAACGUCCAGGAUGUCGAUUCCGCUCACUAUCGCUCUGAGAGUUCAAAAGAUUACGCCCGUUUCGAACAAGACUUGACCUUCGUUUCCCUCGUCGGCAUGUUGGACCCCCCUCGCCCUGAAGUUCGGGAGGCCGUGGCCAACUGUAAAGCUGCUGGUAUUAGAGUUAUUUGCAUCACCGGAGAUAAUAAGGGAACCGCGGAGACAAUCUGCAGGCAGAUCGGGAUUUUCGAUGCUGAUGAAGAUUUGACUGGCAAGAGUUAUACUGGUCGUGAAUUAGAUGCCCUCAGUGAGGAAGAGAAAAUAGAAGCCGUACAAAGGGCUAGCUUAUUCAGUCGAACAGAGCCUGGACACAAGAGCAAGCUGGUAGAUCUCUUGCAAGGUUUGGGUCUAGUUGUUGCUAUGACUGGAGAUGGAGUCAACGACGCGCCUGCUUUGAAAAAGGCUGAUAUUGGCGUGGCCAUGGGAAGUGGAACAGACGUCGCUAAACUAGCCGCGGAUAUGGUUUUGGCCGAUUCCAAUUUUGCAACCAUCGAAAAAGCCGUCGAGGAAGGUAGACUUAUUUAUAACAACACGAAGCAAUUUAUUCGAUACCUCAUCUCAUCCAAUAUUGGUGAAGUCGUCAGCAUCUUCCUGACUGUGCUCUUGGGCAUGCCGGAAGCUUUGAUUCCUGUUCAACUCCUCUGGGUUAACUUGGUCACGGACAGUCUACCGGCUACAGCUCUCGGUUUCAAUCCUUCUGAUCACUCCAUCAUGCGUCUUCCGCCAAGGAACAGCCGAGAGCCUCUGGUUGGCAAAUGGUUGUUCUUUAGGUACAUGGUUGUGGGUAUCUAUGUUGGUUGCGCCACCGUCUUUGGCUAUGCUUGGUGGUUCGUGUACUAUGCCGGAGGUCCCCAGAUUACCUUUUACCAACUUACCCAUUUCCACGAGUGCGCGGCGCAAUUCUCGUCCAUCGGAUGUGAAAUGUUUACUAACACCAUGUCACAUCGAGCAACGACAAUGAGCUUGUCAAUUCUUGUGACGGUGGAGAUGUUCAACGCCAUGAACUCUCUCUCCGAGAACGAGAGCUUACUUUCUUUGCCUUUAUGGAAGAACAUGUAUCUUGUCGGCGCCAUCACCCUCAGCAUGGCCCUUCACUUCAUGAUCCUCUAUGUUCCUUUCUUUACCAAAAUAUUUGUUAUUACCCCACUUAACUGGACGGAAUGGCAAGCCGUGUUGUACCUUAGUGCCCCUGUAAUUUUGAUCGACGAGAUCCUCAAGUUCAUCUCGAGAACAUUUGUGGACCCUCCUACGAAGCUAAAGCGCGAGUGAUAUGUAGAUAUGUAGUCGAUAGAGUCUAUACUACAUACCAGGCAUCUCACG